AUGAGAAAAGCUGUCAUGGCAACGCUUGAUCACUAUUGUUCGAGCGAUAAAUCUCCUCGCCACAAGAAUUGUCCGUCAGGCGCCGACAGCUGGUGUGAAUGGCGCAAAGCUGAAGUCACGAAUUCUCUUGCGUCUUUCAAACAUCCUGCUCGAUUGAUUGACGAAAAUGUGGAGAAACAUAUUCGUCCAAUCUACGAGGAACUUGCGAAUGAUAAACUUUUGACACGAUGCUUAGGGAGACAUACGCAAAAUUCGAACGAAUCUUUCAAUUCUACCGUCUGGCGCAUAAACCCAAUACAUCUCAAUUCUGGUGAAAAAAUCGUUGAAAUUGCUGCAUAUAUGGCUGCAGGAAUGUUCAACGAAGGAUAUUCUGCAGUUUUAAAUAUUAUGCAGCAGUUCGAUUUAAAAAUUGGCCAAAUUUGCAAGAUGUCUGCGGAUAACAUCGACGCACGACGAAUCGAGAGGGAAAAUCGGCGUACGUCCUUUUCCAGCAAGGAAGCUCGCACGGCCCGUAGACUCAAGCAACUCCAUCAAAACGAGUUUUUUGAGGAAGAAGAAGGUUUACUUUAUGGCGCAGGGAUAGCUGAUUAG
Molecule: messenger RNA, 591 nt
Organism: Venturia canescens
Lineage: Eukaryota; Metazoa; Arthropoda; Insecta; Hymenoptera; Ichneumonidae
Exons: 1
Coding region: 1-591 (196 amino acids)
Source: RefSeq, a predicted model, not a curated record